Molecule: messenger RNA, 2659 nt
Organism: Pichia membranifaciens NRRL Y-2026
Lineage: Eukaryota; Fungi; Ascomycota; Pichiomycetes; Pichiales; Pichiaceae
Exons: 3
Coding region: 32-2659 (875 amino acids)
Source: RefSeq, a predicted model, not a curated record
CAAUAGCCACGAAUUGGUUAACAAGCUUCAAAUGAAAUUAGUGACUUAUUUGUUGUGGGCAGCUCUGUUUGCUUGUUCAACUAUCGCUGAUAAUUCAAUUCAAACAAGUGUCGUUGGUUGUAAUAUUAAUGCUAUUAGCUCCCUGGAAGGUUUCAACGGUGUGUUCUAUCAAUUCGCUGAUAUUGCUACGAGCGUAUACUCGGAUCCAAGUUUCUAUGCACAGGGCUAUAGGACUGGUAGCGUUGUCGGUACAGCCUCUGAUAUCACUAACAUAAAUUUUAGCGUUCCGGGAGGUGAACGUAAUCUAUUUGGUGUCAAUGUAGAUACGUCUAGUUUUGCAAUCGAAUUCACUGGAUACUUCAAAGCUGAAAAGGAUGGUAUUUACGCAUUUGAUAUGUCAAAAGUUGACGAUGGCGCUAUGGUCUUUAUUGGUGACGCUGCUUAUGACUGCUGCAAACCAGGUGAAAUUCCAACUGGAAGCGCAGACACUGCGGCACUGUUUUCUUACAAAGCUUGGGAUGCACCAUCUGAUGCAUCUUACGUUUGGAUUUAUUUUGAAGCUGGUUCUUACUAUCCAAUCAGAAUUGUAUAUGCUAAUGUGAUUAGUGCUGGUGGUAUUGACUUGUCGGUAACAGCUCCAGGUGACUCCAGCGCCGUGAACAUUGGUGCAUUGGUAUAUCAGCUAGUCAAUGACGAUUCAGUCAAUAAAUGUGUUGCUACAACAAUUACUACUACCUUUCAGUCAUCAACGACUUUUAUCUAUAGUAAGGAUGUUGCCACGACUGUCACAAUUCCUCAAACUAUCACUGUUGCUGGUACCACUACUGUUGUUAUUGAAAAGCAAGUUUACUUCACAUCAUAUGAUAAGAUUUAUACCAGUUACAUUUCAGGCUCUUCUUAUUACACAUCAUCGUACGUGUCUACUAUUGUAGACAAUGGUAAUACACUUCCAGCUGAAGUUAUUGUCAUUGGGGUUCCCUUACUAUCAACAACCUCACUUUACACAAAUGUGCAAGCAACAAAAACUUUAACAUCUCAAAUUGUUGUGACAGGUGUUUCCGAGAUUUACACAAGUAGCGUCAUUGUCGUGGAAGAGCCAAACUUACAGUACACAUAUAUUCCAACAAAAGUCAACACUUUAUACACUACAACAUCUGCCUUUACUACAGCUGUAAAAGGUAAGCCUAUUAUAACUUCAGAUAUUGUUGUUGUUGGCCCAAGCGUUGAAACUUUGACUACAUUCUAUAACGGAGCUCAUACAUCUACAUUCAUGACAACCAGCGUCAUAGUCCAUGAUGGUAAAACGUCAACUUCUCGUGGUUAUGUUGUUGAAUAUCCCCGUGGUACUUCCACCGAAGUAUGGGGCACACCAACUACUUCUCAAUAUACAACAACUGUUACAUUAACGAAAGACGGCGUGAUGCAAACCUCUGCAUAUAUCGUCAAAUUGGUCCCAUCGUACAGUUAUGUCUAUAGCAGUGGAACCGACACUGUUGCACAUACAAAAAGUUUUACAAGGACAAAAGUUGAAAAUGGUAUUACAAGUCAAUAUGUUGAAAUCGAUAUUGUUUAUCCUACACCAUAUACUAGUAUCUCUGUUGGUACUGUUGGAUCCACCUACACUACCACCCAAAAUGGCCACACUUAUGUUGUUGUUGAAGAAACGGACUUUCCUACAACCACUUCGUUUUGGAAUAAAAAUUAUGUUACAACUACAUUUUCUCCUGUUGUUACCGGCACUUCCACAGGCUGGGAAUGGGAAAUCAUUUAUCCAACUCCAAGUACCACGGUAUAUGAGUGGAGCGGAGUAUAUACAAAAACAGAAACCAGUACACUCUACUACCAAGAAACUUUAGUCACAGGUUUCGAAGUAGUAAACUACGUACCUUCCUAUGCACAGUCUGUAUCUCUUUGGACUGGAACCGGAUAUUCCACUGCAACAGAAACAGGGGUUUUUACAAAUCGGUUUGGUAUCGUCUCCACAUCUACUUACAAAGUGGUUUAUAGGCCAUCUUCAAUGAUUGAAACAACCAGUACUUGGAAAAGACCACAAACAUCCACUAUUCUCACCGAAACUACACUAACCGGGCGAGAUGGUUUCCCAAUUACUACUACUGAGGAAAUUAUCAUUGUUCCUGAUACUUCUGUCAUUUACUCUUGGUCCACUUCGGAGGUUUAUGGAGGCUGCACUGGAUCAGGCACGACCACCUCAUACAAAACGACCACAGUACAUGGUACCAUAACCACUGUUGGCGUUGAGAUUGUGAGUGGCCCAGGCGCUUCAUGUUAUGCCCCACCACCCACCACCUACUAUACUACAUUCACCCAACCUGCUUCUAAUUGUUAUUCACAUGAAACAACAUCGACUUUUUCAACUAUGGGAUCAGAUUACGCAAUCACGGAGACCGUUCAAGUAAUUGUUGAAACUCCUCCACCUGCAUGUUAUGCAGUUACAACUAUACAUACCACUGUUCCUGCUGCAGAUUGUUGGUUAACAACUACCACCUCCACUACACAGGUAACUGCCUCAAAUUAUGCUGUGACCACAAUUGUCAGUGUUAUCGUCAGCACACCGGGCCCGUCUUGUACCACUUUUGUGACAACCACUGUUCCCGCAACGGACUGUGUACUAGCCACUGCCUGUGGGUUUUGUUGCUGA